AUGGCCACCGCAGCAGUCUGUCCCGUCGUAGGCACGACAACUAAUAUGCUGCCACCACACCAUCCCGCUGUCUCUUCUGACCCAGAAGCCCGCUGCCCAAUCACCAAUGCCAAAGUCCAGCACCACGACACCAUCGUGAACCACCCUUCCGAUGGUGAUAUCCCCUCGGAUGACAAGCAAGCCAUGGACGCAUCUGCCUGCCCCGCACUCAAGAAUGCCAACAACAAGGAGAGUAUCACUGAUGCUACAUGCCCGGUCGUGRGCCCGGUGUCGUCCCAUCUUCCACCCGCUCACCCCGCUUUGAACGAGAAGGAUGCUGGUGCCGUAUGCCCGGUGACAAAUGCGAAGUUGGAGCACCACAAGGGAAAGGUUGCCACGCACCCUAAGGUGGCUGCUGACGCUGCUGCUUCGAAGUGCCCUGUUGCUGGUGCGGCGGCUUGA
This is a messenger RNA of Ramularia collo-cygni, 441 nucleotides long. RefSeq lists its product as uncharacterized. The transcript is spliced from 2 exons. The record is from RefSeq and is a predicted model, not a curated record. Lineage: Eukaryota; Fungi; Ascomycota; Dothideomycetes; Mycosphaerellales; Mycosphaerellaceae. The coding region runs from base 1 to 441 and encodes 146 amino acids.